AUGUCAAACCAAGCUUCCUCCUACAUCGUUGCAGAUGCUUUCCUCGAGGCUUUGGCGGAAGCCGGAGUCGAUUACCUCUUCACGGUGCUUGGCUCCGACCAUCCAAGUAUCAUCGAAGCCUAUGUGCGCCGACAAAAAUUGCUGAAAAAGGAUUUUCCCCGUAUGGUACUGUUUCAACACGAGUUCGCCGCUAUGUCUGCAGCAGAUGGCUAUGCCAGGAUCACGCAACGUCCAGCCUGUGUUAUUGCCCACGUAGAUGUUGGCACCGCUGCCUUAGGACAGGGCCUGCAUAACGCCUCAAGUGGGCGCGCCCCCGUCGUUAUUUUCGCUGGUGUUGCUCCAUCGACUCUUCAUGGCGAAGCUGUUGGUUCUAGAUCGGAACAUGUCCAAUGGUAUCAAGAUAUCCCCAAUCAAGCUGCCCUUGUCGCACCAUAUAGUCGAUACACGGCGGAAAUAAAGUCUCCCCAACAUGUGCAGACUAUCGUACACCGAGCCGUCCUAAUGGCGACCACUGGGUCGCCAGGACCAGUCUACCUCACAGCAACGCGAGAGAUCUUGGCACAACCGAUUGAAUCCCUAGAGUCUAGGCAACGACCAAUUCCAUCCUGUCGGUUGGGAGGCUUGUCCACAGAUGCUAUUGAGGUGAUAGCCAACGCGCUGAUUGAAGCGAAAGCGCCACUGGUUAUUACGGGCUAUCUAGGACGAAACCACCAGGCAGUGAAAAAUUUGAUCACACUAGCAGACCUCAUCAAGGGUAUUCGGGUGUUUGAUUCGGAAAUUCGCGAAGUAUGCUUCCCGGCUGACCACCCAGCCUGGGUGACACGAGGCACUGGUGCUGCCAAAGCUGUGCAGAAUGCGGACGUCGUGCUCGUCAUUGAUGCCGAUGUUCCAUGGAUCCCCACCAAAGUUAGGCCAUCGCCUUCGGCCGAGAUCUUCCAUAUUGAUCUAGAUCCGCGAAAGGAGAAGAUGAACAUCUUUGACAUUGGUGCUACAGCGACGUUCCUUGCUGAUAGUGCCACUGCUUUGUCGCAACUGACAGAUUAUGUAUUGAAGUCGGGCAAGGUCUCUGCUGAGUCUUAUGCUGAACGGUGGGACGCCGUCAAAGCCAGUUUUGGAGAAGGCCAAAGUCUAGUUAUCGGUCGUGCGUUGAAAGCUUUGGAAACCCCGGAAUCUCCAACCUCGGUUGACUUCUUACUACACUCUCUUCGCUCUGUAGUGCCCAGUAACACAAUAUAUGUUUCGGACUCGGUCACAAACCAAGUCUUACUCAGCGAGCAACUGCGAUUCACUCGGCCAGGGUCACACCUGACCAAGGGAGGCAGCGGCCUUGGCUGGUCAGGCGGUGCUGCUGUUGGCGUAAAGCUCGCAGCAAAACUUUACGAUUUCACAGACCGGCCUAAUGUACGCCGCAAAGACUCGACCGAUACCAGCGAGGAUCCUUUUGUGUGCAUGAUCAUAGGUGACGGUAGCUUUAUCUUUUCAGUUCCAACUGCUGUAUACUGGGCCAGUCAUCGACAUGAUUGUCCUUUUUUGACAAUAAUUCUGAAUAACGGUGGGUGGCGUGCGACACGCCAAUGUAUAGUAGACGUCCACCCUGAAGGGGUUGCCUUUGGAACCACCAAUGAAGAGCUGGGCAUCGCACUUGAGCUUGACGGUCCCAAUUAUGGCGAGGUAGCUAAAGCGGCUGCCAAUGGAAACUUGUGGACAAAACGAGUCACUCGCGUGGCGGAUUUGGAGCAAGCCCUAAUCGAGGGCAGAGAAGUGGUUCUCCAGCAGAAGAUAUCUGCCGUUAUCGAUGUCAUCGUGAAAUGA
Talaromyces proteolyticus is the source of this 1812-nucleotide messenger RNA. Its product is annotated as putative acetolactate synthase. Bases 1 to 1812 code for a protein of 603 amino acids. Gene Ontology annotation, biological process: L-valine biosynthetic process. Gene Ontology annotation, molecular function: thiamine pyrophosphate binding; flavin adenine dinucleotide binding; acetolactate synthase activity. NCBI's taxonomy places the organism in Eukaryota, Fungi, Ascomycota, Eurotiomycetes, Eurotiales, Trichocomaceae. The transcript has 3 exons. Gene Ontology annotation, cellular component: acetolactate synthase complex; mitochondrion. The record is from RefSeq and is a predicted model, not a curated record.